UGGAGCUCAUUAAUUUAUCUUCGAAACCUCUUCAGUUUGACAACAUCGUUGGAGGCUCUCUGUGUGCAUUUUACUAUGUGUGCUUUUGCGUAUUUUUGUGGAUGUUGAGAACUUCUGUGUGGAAAAAUUUUCAAUUUGAUAAGUUUUUACACAUUGCAAUGAAUGUUUGGUAUUUUCAAGUUAUUUUGUGUUUUCACAUAACCGUUGCAUCUCUUACAUUUUUCUUCUCAAAUUAAAUUAUUCUUAUAUUUAUUUCCCUCCUUCUAGAUAAUGAUGCCAUGUAAAAAAGAGUAUUUGAAUCCUCACAGAUUCAUCUCUUGCAUUGAAAGACACCCCCCCCCCCUUUCUUUCGCAGUCUCACUGAUAUGAUCUUGUUGCAUUCCAUUAUUUUUUUUGUUAUUUGACCAAUAUUUCUUCUGUUAUUCAUGAAAGAAAGGCACCAAGUUGCGGAAUUUGUGAAUUUCAUUCUGACCUGUUUUGUACUGUGAUUUGUUGGUUUUUAAGAUUUUGUGGUUAAGUUUGAAAUUAAUUUCUGUAGGGAACUUCUUUGGGUGUCAGUGGCAAGGAUGAUAUUAUGAGCUUGUACACAAAGAUUUUGAAGUCAUCAGGAAAACCUUUUCUGCAGAAAGAAAAUGAGGAGGUGAUGAAGUGGAUAGAGUUUGCAGAGAGUUUUCCUGUAGACUGUCAGGCGUGCUUAGAUGCUCUCACUGGAUUCAAUCAAGACUUGGCUCAGAAGUCUAUACUCUUGGGCAAUGGAACUACACCCUCUGAGGCUGAUGUCAUUGUGUUUUCUGUUAUACAUUCUUCAGUGAUUGGCCUUUCACAUUUAGAGAGAGAGAAAUUGACACAUGUGAUGAGAUGGAUGGACUACAUUCAGGAGGAGUUUGCAGAUCUGUUUGAAAAGAUAUUGCUCAAAAAACCUGCAUUUGAGUUUCUGGGUACAAAGGGUAUGGCUAAAGUUGAAGUGGAUUCAAAUGCAAAAAAGACUCUUGAAAGCACUAAGAACACAGAAAAAUCAGAAGCAGACAAGAGUACAAAGAAAAAUAAAAAGGUUACAGAAAAUAAGGAACCUGUGCCAGAGAAAAAGAAACCGUCUGAAAAGGAACCUGCUGAGAAAGAUAAAGAACUAAGUGUUAGUUUGCUGAACAUACAGGUUGGCCUUAUUCGCAAAGCAUCGAAACAUCCAUCUGCUGAUAGUGGAGAAGGUGAUGGGAAACUAUGGAGAUCAACCUCAUGUUUUAGCAGUGGACGACAACCUGAUUGACCGAAAACUCGUUGAAAAGUUGUUUAAGAACUCUUCUUGCAAAGUCACCACAGCAGAAAAUGGGCUAAAAGCAUUGGAGUAUUUGGGGUUGGGCGUUGAUGGAAGGAACAAAUUAGACACUAAUGUUUCCAAGGUGAAUUUGAUCAUCACUGAUUAUAGUAUGCCUGGAAUGACAUGCUAUGAACUA
Messenger RNA from Manihot esculenta (cassava), 1451 nucleotides. RefSeq names its product two-component response regulator ARR17. NCBI's taxonomy places the organism in Eukaryota, Viridiplantae, Streptophyta, Magnoliopsida, Malpighiales, Euphorbiaceae. The transcript has 9 exons. The coding region runs from base 575 to 1264 and encodes 229 amino acids. Gene Ontology annotation, biological process: cytokinin-activated signaling pathway; phosphorelay signal transduction system. The record is from RefSeq and is a predicted model, not a curated record.